This is a messenger RNA of Mercenaria mercenaria, 3059 nucleotides long. RefSeq lists its product as uncharacterized. The transcript is spliced from 2 exons. Gene Ontology annotation, molecular function: ATP binding; ATP hydrolysis activity. Bases 163 to 2253 code for a protein of 696 amino acids. NCBI's taxonomy places the organism in Eukaryota, Metazoa, Mollusca, Bivalvia, Venerida, Veneridae. The record is from RefSeq and is a predicted model, not a curated record.
CAAUUUAUGUCGACUCUAAUCUUUCUUUUAUUUUAAUUUGUAAAAGAAGGAAAAGAAACAAUAAACAUAAAAAUUAAAGUUGUCGGAAUCUAAUUCUUAAGAUCUGGAGAAAAAGGAAUUAGCCAGUGAAAAGUUUGGUGUUCUAAGAUUGCGUCAUUAGCCAUGCUAAGAUCGGUUUGUUUUAAGAAUUAUGUGAAGUUUGAGGAGGAACAGCUUCUUGAUUUUCAAAAUGAUGGACCAUUUAUAUUCAUUGGGGAAAAUGGCUCCGGUAAAAGUUCUGUUUUAGAAAGAAUUCGUCGCUGCUUGAAAUUAGAAUUUAGUACAUCAGUUUCGUCGUCACCUAAUUCCAAUCUGCUGUCAUAUUUCAUUUGCAACUUUGAAAUGAAUCCGAUAGAAGACGAACAUAUUAUAUGCGGCAUCGUUUCUCUUCCUGGCGAAAUGGGACAAAGUGGCAAUGAAACUAAGGCAGGCGGCGAUAAUGAGAUUGGAAGUGACAGUUUUCAGAGUCAACAGAUCGAAAAAGAUAUGGAAACAGAGGACACAUUAAUUAGUACAGACAAAAGCACAUCAGAAAGUCGAGCGGUGAAUGUGAAUGAAACUGUCGGAGAGGACAACACUCCACAACAACGUAUGGGUAAAGGAAAGUUCAUUACAUCACAUAACUCUACAAAUUUACCAAAAUACGAUAGGCGAGACAACAGAAAUUUUUUUAAGGAUGCACCAGUAGGUGCUAAAGGUCGGAGUGAAGUCAGAUCUUACUACAAGUUUGCCUUAAAGUAUUCAGCAAAUUCACAAAAUGUACCAAUGUAUAUAAAUUUUGUUGAUAUAUCAAAAACGUCCAGGGGUGAAACUGAACUGAAGAUGUUCAACAGGGAUGACGCUGACGGCACUGCGUUCAAAGAAUAUAUGGAUUCAGUUAUUAAGCAUGAAUCAGAUGUCAAAUGCGUGGAAGAGCAUAUCCAAUCUAUUUUUGGAAACGUGAGCACAAACCCUGAAAAAGAUAGGAACGACUGUAAUAUCUUAUUAGGGUCUUUAUCAAGGGAAGUUGUCUUUACUUUUUCUUUGCGAUCAAUUGGACCAUUACAAUGGUCUGAGAGUAAACGAUUUGAUCCCGAGGAACGGGAAAAUAAUUACGAUGAAGCUGAAAAGAGAUGCGAAAUAAUUAAAUGUUUUCUUGAGGAUAACAACAAAAACUUUGACAAAGAGAAAGAACAAGAAUAUUUCAAAUAUAUAACGCAGCUAGACGAUUAUCAUUUUGAGAUGAAAGACGGCAAAAUUUCUUUACCAAAGGGGAAAUAUGCUUUACUGAAAACGCCAGAAGGUAUUUUGGAAGCAAAGGCAGUUUCCAUUCUUAUGUCCAGCAAAAUUUACAGAACACUGAUCCUGGAAGAACCAGAUAGGGGAAUGCAUCCUCAAUUCAUAGAAAGAAUGCUACAGAUACUUAAACAAAAGAAGCUUGAAAAACGUGUGAUUCUAACGACACACAGCACAACGCUUAUAUCUGCCUGGACGGUACCUGAUUCUUUCAUCUUUCGGCGCGACGAGACAGAAUGUAGGAUCAUAUCUGGUAGAUCUAUUGUUUGUAACGGAGAUCACAUCAGCAUGAAAAAUAUAAGACUGUUUAUAUCGGACCAUAUAUCUGAUAUUCUGUUUGCAAGGAGAGUUUUUUUUUACGAGGGCGAUUCUGAAUUAUUGUUCUUCACAGAAUUUAGACACCAAAUACUGGCUGGGGAAAGCCAGGUGGCUGAGAAUCUGUGCAAAGAAGAUGAGGACUCUUGCAACAAGCUUAAGAAAAGUCUUACAGAACUUACAUUUAUCAAAAUGAAUGGCAAGGAUAAAGUUGAAUUUUGUCAAGAUGUAUCUAAAAAACUUCAACUUGAACAUAUUUUUCUUGUUGACAGAGAUGCUGUCACAAGAAUUAGACAAAAAGGAAAGAAUAAAAUUGAAAGAAAAGAAGAAGAAGACGCAAAAUCCAAAAGAAAACGUGAGGAUUGGCUAAAUAUUAGGAAAGAGUUCUUGUCUAAUGAUAUUUUCUUUUGGCUAGACGGUAGGAUUGAAGAUAUGGUUAAAGAAAUAUAUAAGAAUAAUGACACUCUUCGAGAUGAACUAAGACUGGCGAUGGCCGGUGACAAACUUUUUCUGCAUAAAGAUUGUGAUGACGUUUACAUUAAAAAAAGCGUUAAACUCAUUUUAGCUCAUUGCGAACCUAAACAUGAACUUGCUGAAUUCAUCAAAAUUUUGAAAAGAGAUUAAGGUUUGCUGAAGAUUCGAUCUCACUUUGGUGAUUAACGCAUACAUUCACCAACGUUACGGCUGAUGUGUCGAUAUUAUUUAUGGGUGUCGCUCAGUUAACGUAAUAUCGACAAAAAUAAAGGUAGUAUUGCUCCACCAUGAAGCUUCACUUUAAAGUCUUCAACUAAAGCGAGGUUACGAACCAGCAGCUGUGAUGAGCAAAUGUUUGAGUCAACGAUCACAGACAUUUUGACACAGGCCCUAUGGAUGUUAAAAUGUAUUAAUAUAAAUCACUGCAUUUUCUCACAUUUAGUAUGAAAUUGAAUUAGAUUAAAUAGUUCAAAUAUAAUUUUACCUACGUAGAUUAUGAAUGUAAAAUUGCACUUGACGCUAUUUAUUAUGGUAAGGUAUCAGAAAAUAGAAUCUUUAAGAUAUGUACAAACUACAUAACAUCUCGUAUAUCAGAAGACUAUGGCACGCUCCAUAUACUUAUGAAUAAUAAGUUUACAUAUUUGAUUAUGUAAUUUUUUCCCUAGGAAAUUGUUCUUUUUCGAAAUUUAGCAAUUUUAUCGUAUUCAUUUGUAACGAUUAUUUAUGAGAUCCAUGAUUAUCACAUUUAACAUUUAAUGUUUAUAUGUCGUAUUAAUUUUAUUCACUGAACAUCGUAUUACCAUUUAAUAGUUAUAAUUUCAGUCUAUUCUAAAGAUUCAAGUUUAAAACAUGCAGACAGUAGAAUUUCUUCUUUUUCUGGACAAAUUUUGUGUAUGUAUUUUCUUCUACAAUAAUAUAGCUUUAUGUUCCAUCAAUAAAUAAAAGUGAAUGCAUGA